AUGGAGGGGGACGUCGAUGGCGUCAUGGAGCGCCCAACCUCGGCUUCCGGAAUGCCUGCCGACGAGCUUCAACGCGAAAAGGACAAGUGGGAUGCGUGGAACUCGCAAACAGGGUUGACUCGGACGGAGGCCAAGAGGAGAUAUAUCGAGGCAUUGAUUGAAACGAUGCACAAAUACGCGACGACGCCAGAUGCCAAAGAACUUGUCGCGGAACUCGAAUUCGUAUGGAACCAGAUCAAGAACAACAGCCCGAGCUCGACCGAUUCGUCGCCGAAAGGAACGGGAUACAACAGCGAACCGCGCCGGUUUACACAACCCUUGAGCGGCUCGGAAGGGCCCAUGAAGAUACUCAGCCCGAUGAGCGAAGAUGACGCUGCCGAACGGGACUCGGACAGAAGACUAGGAUAUAACGAAGGCGUCGAAGAAGACGCGCUCGUACCGAACAGCAACUGGUCACGGAGUGUGGAACGUGCGUUAGAGAAGAUGUCAGCCGAGGUCGCCGCAUUACGAGAGCAAAUAACGACUGGGAGGGAGUGGAAGUCUAGAAAGCAGCGCAGCUUCAUGGCGUGGGUUCGAUGGUUCGUCUGGAUUGUGAUGAAGCAUUUGGCCAUCGAUACCGUUCUACUGGCCUUUAUUUUGCUCUGGAUGCGCAAGCGGAAAGACAGGAGGUUAGAGGACUUGGACGGCAACGGAGCUACCGGAAGCGAUGCGCCAAUGAACAAGUCAGGAUCAUUGACGCCGACCGCGAAGAACAGCCAAGAAGAGGAAGAAGACAUCCCGACAUUUCAGGCGGGCUGUCAGUCCAUGGCCAUGUUCGUCCCCCUAGAGGAAUCCCUCUUCGAGCCCUUCGAAGAACCCAAGACAAAACUCGACCGCCUCAAAGCAUCAGUGGAGAACGUCGAUAAGCAGGCCGCUGGGGUUCAAGAAAACAUAAGAUACAUCUACGAGCGAGAACGCCGCCGCAUAGUGCGGCUCGCAAACAAGUUGGAGGCAGCGAACGGUCUUGUCGAGACCGAUCUCGGCAUUGCUCCUGACGACAGAGCAAUUAUGAUGGCAUACGUCGAAGCAGCAUUCCCGCCGGGAGCCGACUUCAGUACCCGAACGCAGUCCACGUACACAAUACCAGAAAAGCCGCCGACAACAGGCCUCCCGCCCAGGCAGGGUGCCAUAUUGUGGUCUCUCUAUAACACGGGACAGGCGCUCAUCCAGAUGUGCGGUUACAUGGACCUCGCCCAGAAGUUCCUCGACGAGUACCACAAAGAGAUCGAGGAGGAGACUGCGGCACUGGAAGCCCAGAAGGUGGCGUGGACCGGCUAG
This is a messenger RNA of Colletotrichum karsti, 1317 nucleotides long. RefSeq lists its product as uncharacterized. The coding region runs from base 1 to 1317 and encodes 438 amino acids. Gene Ontology annotation, biological process: fatty acid metabolic process. Gene Ontology annotation, molecular function: fatty-acyl-CoA binding. Lineage: Eukaryota; Fungi; Ascomycota; Sordariomycetes; Glomerellales; Glomerellaceae. The record is from RefSeq and is a predicted model, not a curated record. The transcript has 3 exons.